Messenger RNA from Daktulosphaira vitifoliae (grape phylloxera), 2686 nucleotides. RefSeq names its product high affinity cationic amino acid transporter 1-like. NCBI's taxonomy places the organism in Eukaryota, Metazoa, Arthropoda, Insecta, Hemiptera, Phylloxeridae. The record is from RefSeq and is a predicted model, not a curated record. Gene Ontology annotation, biological process: transmembrane transport; amino acid transport. The transcript is spliced from 12 exons. Bases 611 to 2434 code for a protein of 607 amino acids. Gene Ontology annotation, cellular component: plasma membrane. Gene Ontology annotation, molecular function: amino acid transmembrane transporter activity.
AUCUUUAGUUAGUAUUCAGAUCACGUUAAACUUCGGUUGAAUUAGAGUGUAGGCUGUUGUGAGUUAACGUUUAUAUUUAGCAUCAUAUAUUUUUGUCAUGGUAAUUAUUUUUAUUUACACAUAUGUAGCACAUUUGUUUAUUAAAGAAACGUUAUUAUUAAUUCGGUAAAAAAAUUUAUUUUUCUACGCACGAUUUAAUUAUUCAAGAAAAAAUUAAUCAAGGCGUGAGGCCGUUCAUUACAGUGCCCUCCGAUUGUCAUUCAUAGCUAUAUUCAAUACACUACCAACAUUUACAAUUAUAUUAUGUUUAUAAUAAUUAACAAUAUCCAUUGCUUCGGGGCGAGUUUCGAACAUUAUCCACAUGACGUCGUAGUAAAUUCAUUAAAAACUAGAGUUAGCAUAUCCAUAUCGUUCAGAAAUAAAACAACUUUGGUACGAGUCAGGUAGAGGUAUCUUAUCAGUGUGUAUGAUAUAUAAAAAAAAUUGCCAGGUAUCGGUGAAUGACCGUCUCUAAAUUAUACUGAUUGCGUACAAGAAGAAAUCUAACCGUUCUUUUUUCAUUUAUAAUAACUCAAGUGAUACGGAUCCACUUACGUGUAUUUUGAAUAAAAUGAGCCUACAAUUGAAGAAAAAUGAAUCAUUAGUUAGGACACUUUUGAGAAGAAAAAGGGAAACAGAUUUAAUAACUGAACCAAAAAAAAAUAUUCUUAAACGUGAACUUGGUUUAUUUGACUUAGUAUCACUAGGAGUAGGAUCAACCCUAGGUUUGGGUGCUUAUGUUUUAGCUGGAGAAGUUUCUCGCUAUUAUACAGGACCUGCAGUAAUAUUGUCAUUUGCUUUUGCUGCUGCAGCAUCAGCCCUAUCAGGCUUAUGUUAUGCUGAGUUUGCUAGCCGUGUUCCAAAAGCUGGAUCAGCAUAUGCAUUUAGUUAUGUUGGUGUUGGAGAAUUGGUAGCAUUUCUCAUUGGAUGGGAUUUAAUUUUGGAGUACAGUAUUGGUUGUGCAAGUGUAUCCAGAGCAUUAAGCGGACAUAUAGAUAAGCCAUUUGGAUAUCCUAUGAAAAAUUAUCUUAGCAAAAAUUUUCCAAUAAAUGUCGGAUUUUUAGCUCCAUAUCCAGAUGUAUUUUCUUUUAUUGCAAUAAUUCUUUUAACGGGACUUAUAGCAUGGGGAAUUCGUGAAUCGUCAAUCUUAAACAAAGUGUUUACAAUCGUUAAUGUAUCUACAGUGGCUAUAGUAGUAUUAACAGGAUUUUUUCAUGUUGAUUUUAGCAACUGGAAUAUACCAAAAAAUGAUAUACCCGAUGGCUUGAAUGGUGGCGAAGGAGGGUUUUUGCCUUUUGGCUGGUCUGGUGUAUUUACUGGAGCUGCAACAUGUUUUUAUGGAUUUGUAGGAUUCGACGUUGUUGCUACCACUGGUGAAGAAGCUAAAAAACCUACAAGGGAUAUCCCAUUGUCCAUUGUUAUUUCUUUGGUAGUAAUUACUACAUCAUAUUGUAGCUUAGCUACUGUACUGACAUUAAUGUGGCCAUAUUAUGAUCAAGACCCUGAAGCUCCUUUUACACACAUUUAUCAGCAACUGAAUUGGACAGUGAUAGAAUGGAUAGUUACAAUUGGUGCUGUGUUUGCUUUAUGUACCAAUAUGAUAGGUACAUUAUAUCCGUUGCCAAGAGUGUUGUAUGCUAUGUCAUCCGAUGGUUUAAUGUUUAAAUUGUUUUCUAAAGUAAAUUUACAGACAAAAACACCAGUUUGGGGUACGAUAAUUUGUGGAUUGUUUGCUGCAACCUUGUCGAGCAUAUUUGACUUACAACAACUUAUGAAUAUGAUGUCUAUUGGUACCUUGAUGGCUUACACGUUGGUUUGUUUUUGCGUUUUGAUAUUACGAUAUACAGAAGAGUCAGUGGAUGGCCGCAAGGACAAAGACGACGGGAGUGCAUGCAAUUCCAUAUACUCUUUAUUAGCUAUUUGUGUUAACUCAUCAAAUAUUGACGAGCCAACAAAAAUAACUGAGCGAACAUCAAUUACUAUUAUCAUAGUUUAUUUACUAACUUCAAUUUGCUUUUCUGCUGGCAUAACCUUAGUUCAAAAUUUUGGUGAAUUUACAAGAAAUUCUCUGAUAACGAUUGGCGUGACAGGAUUGUGUCUUGUUAUAAUGGGUUUAUUUUUGUCUCGCCAACCGCAAUCUAAAAAGCGACCGUUAUUUAAGGUGCCGUGGGUUCCAUUUGUUCCUUGUAUGAGUAUUGUACUUAACAUAUAUUUAAUGACGAAAUUAGACCCGUUUACAUGGGUGAGAUUUACUUGUUGGCUGGUUAUUGGAUCUGCAAUAUACGCAUUUUAUGGUUAUCGUUAUAGCGUUGAGCGAUUUAGAGGAUUGGCGACACAACACGAUGUGACAACCACUUCUGAAACUGAUAAUAUGCCAAUGAAUAUUAAAGUUUAAACGAAUUCCAAUGUUUUUGAAUAGGGUCGUAUUUAUAUGAAAAUGAUACAACGCAAUCUUAAAAUUAAGCGAUUUAUUAGUCACCGCAAAUUUUGAAUCUCUGAAAUACGUUGUAGUAUUUUUUUGCUCAUACGUAAGUGUUCGAUUUACUUGACGGACAUUGACUGAAAUUAUAUUUUUAAAUCGCCAAACGGAAUCAUUUAAAUUGUUGUUUUUUUUACCUACGUCACUAAAUAAAUUCGCUAUACAAAU